This is a messenger RNA of Sorex fumeus (smoky shrew), 1033 nucleotides long. It is a transcript of the gene DCAKD, whose product is annotated as dephospho-CoA kinase domain containing. The coding region runs from base 317 to 1018 and encodes 233 amino acids. Gene Ontology annotation, molecular function: ATP binding; dephospho-CoA kinase activity. NCBI's taxonomy places the organism in Eukaryota, Metazoa, Chordata, Mammalia, Eulipotyphla, Soricidae. Gene Ontology annotation, biological process: coenzyme A biosynthetic process. The record is from RefSeq and is a predicted model, not a curated record. The transcript has 5 exons.
CGGAGGGCCGACGCUACCCGGAAGCCCAGGGUGCUCGGCCGCGCCGAGAGCGAAGAAGGGCCGCAAGGGUGGCCGGGUCGACGCUGGGCGGCCCCGGGGGCGCGUGGGCUGCUGGGAGUUGUAGUUCGAGCUGCUCUAGGUUCUCGGACGUGGAGACGCCCCAAAACCCAGGGUUGCCCUCCGCCUGCCCUUGCUAGUGCCCGGCCGCAGGGGAGCCGUUAUCGGCUGCCGUUAAGGACCGUUACCAUUCCCGGGUGCGCGGUCCGCUGUCUUUCCUACGUGGCCCCGCGGCAGCAGGCCUCCAUCCCCAGCGAAGAUGUUCCUGGUGGGGCUAACGGGGGGCAUCGCCUCUGGCAAGAGCUCGGUGCUGCAGGUCUUCCAGCAGCUGGGCUGCGCUGUCAUCGACGUGGACGUCAUUGCCCGGCACGUGGUCCAGCCUGGGUACCCGGCCCACCAGCGCAUCGUGGAGGCCUUCGGCCCUGAGAUCCUGCUGGAGAACGGGGACAUCAACCGCAAGGCCCUGGGGGACCUGGUCUUCAAACAGCCCGACCGGCGCCAUCUGCUCAACACCAUCACACACCCCGAGAUCCAGAAGGAGAUGAUGAGGGAGACCGUCAAGUACUUCCUCCGGGGGUACCGCUACGUGAUCCUGGACAUCCCCCUGCUGUUUGAGACCAAGAAGCUGCUCAAGUACUUGAAGCACACAGUGGUCGUGUACUGUGACCGCGACACGCAGCUCGCCCGGCUCAUGCGGCGGAACAGCCUGAGCCGGGAGGACGCAGAGGCCCGGAUCAACGCCCAGCUGCCCCUGAAGGACAAGGUGCACUUGGCCGGGCACGUGCUGGACAACUCGGGCGAGUGGAGCCUCACCAAGCGCCAGACCGUGCUGCUGUAUGCCGAGCUGGAGCGCUCGCUCGAGUACCUGCCACUGCGGCUCGGCAUCUUGGCGGGCCUGGCCUGCGUCAUCAGCCUCCUGCACCUGCUGGCCCGCUGCCUCAUGGCCCACGCGCCUGCAUAGGCGCCCGGGGACCCC